Molecule: messenger RNA, 1435 nt
Organism: Bombina bombina (fire-bellied toad)
Lineage: Eukaryota; Metazoa; Chordata; Amphibia; Anura; Bombinatoridae
Product: CD99 antigen
Exons: 12
Coding region: 181-759 (192 amino acids)
Biological process (GO): positive regulation of neutrophil extravasation; homotypic cell-cell adhesion; T cell extravasation
Source: RefSeq, a predicted model, not a curated record
AUUUAAAGACUUUGGUUGAGAACAGGGUGUAUACCUUGCUGCAGGCAGUUGUAGAGUCGCAUGAAUGUGACUGGAUAAGUCGUUUAGUUAGGCUUUUGCGACUUACACCAGAACCGGCAACAAAAGAAGGAGUUUGUGUCUAAGUUUGUGCGAUUUUUAACAUUCCUCUUGUAAACAAACAUGAUCACGAGGAGCAUUGCAGUUCUGUUCUGCUUGGCCUUUGCUGCAGUACAAAUCAGAGGGCAAGAUUUUGACUUGGGUGAUGCACUUGAUGAGGAACGUGAGACUACACCAUCUAAGAAGUUGGUUGGUGACAUUGGUCCUACUAAGCCUCCAACGAAUCCAGCACCCAAACCAAAUCCAGAUGGAGGGGAUUCCAGCUUCGAUUUAGGAGAUGCUCUUGGACCUGAUGAUUCCCCCAAACCAACUCCUAAACCUCAGCCCGGCGGUGGUGGUGGUGACGGAAGGGAGUUUGGAGAUGCUGACCUUAUAGAUGGUGGAAAACCACUGCCCCCUGAUGAUGAUCCUCCACACUCAGGUGGACAAGAUACAAAUGAGGGAGGACAAAACCAAAGUGUUCUUGCUGGCGUACUGAGUGCUGUAGGUGUGGCUAUUGUGGGAGCAGCAUCAAGCUUCUUUGCAUAUCAGAAGAAAAAACUAUGUUUUAAGCAAGAAGGUGAUCCAGAAAAUGUAAACAUGGACGAUAAAAGAGCCGAACAAGCAGACCCACAAGCACAAAAUGCUCUUCUUUCAAAGUGAUCAAGAAACUAAGUUUUCAGAUAUCUACAGAAACGAUGCUCGGAUGACCAGAAUUCUUGGAAGAGAGAUCAUAAAUAUCAAGGAUAAAAAUGGGACUAUGUUAAAGUGAAUGACAAUUUAUGGAAGGAAAUAUAUAGGGUGGCAAAAUUGGACUUUUUUGUGGACUGCCCUUUUAAUUAUGUUUUUGCCUGUUUAUCGGUCCGGAUGUAGAAUAACAGAAAUUGUAUAUUCUCUAAAGUUUUAACUUUAAUGCCCCUUUUUAAGUUUCAUCAAGUUAGUGAUGUUUUAUCUUUGUUCUUUGUAUACUGCUUAACACCAACUAACAUGUCAAGAUCAUUUUAAUUUUUAUAUAUUUUUUUAUUUUUAUUAUAUGAUAGUGUCUUUUAUAAAACAACAAAUAUAGAAUAAUAGACACUGAGGAAGCCAUCUGAGAGAAAUGUUGUUUUAUCCUUUAUAAUAUGUAGUUUUUACAUAUACACUAGCAUGUUUACAUGAUAAUAGGACGGGUUUUUGUUUUUAACUCUGUACAUCAUUUUGCCCAUUUAAGUCUCCUGUAUUGCUUUGCAUUUUUCCAUCUUUCUUUUUUUGUAGCCCUGACUUUUUCUCACUUUCCCUGUGUCUCUUCCCAUUAAAAAUUUGGUAUUUUGAUCCCUGUCUUUCUCAUGGGACCCCCCAA